CAGUCCAGCCCUUUCCCGUCCGGGGCGCGCGCGCAGCCAGGCCGGCCCCGGCGCGAGCCUGCGGCGCCCCCGUUCGGCUCCCGCUGGUUCGGCCGCCGCGCGCGCCGCCGUGCGCGCCGCCGUGCGCGCCGCCCGCGCUCCUGCAGCGGCGAAGCUGGCAGCCGGGGAGCCAAUUAGCGCUCCGCGAGGCAGCGGCUACUUCCUCGUCUGCCCGGCUGCGCGCUCUGGACAGCUCUGUCGGCCGCGGGGCGGGGCGGGGCACUUCGCCGAGCUGCUCUGCCUGCCUCUGCUCGUCCGGCUUCCCGGGGUGGACGCAGGUCCUUGAAGGCGCACCACUGCAAACCAGACAUAAAGAAACUCUGAGGCGCCCGGAGUGCCGGCUGGAGGGGCAUUCGGUUGGCUUUUCGUGCGUGGUCUUUAGAAUCAGCCGCUCCAGGAAGAGAGAUGUCGAAGCCGCCACCCAAACCGGUCAAACCAGGGCAAGUUAAAGUGUUCAGAGCUCUUUAUACGUUUGAACCCAGAACUCCAGAUGAAUUGUACUUUGAAGAAGGUGAUAUUAUCUACAUUACUGACAUGAGUGAUACCAAUUGGUGGAAAGGCACCUCCAAAGGCAGGACGGGACUAAUCCCAAGCAACUACGUGGCUGAGCAGGCAGAAUCCAUUGACAAUCCAUUGCAUGAAGCUGCAAAAAGAGGCAACUUGAGUUGGUUGAGAGAGUGUUUGGACAACCGAGUAGGUGUUAAUGGCUUGGACAAAGCUGGAAGCACCGCCUUGUACUGGGCUUGUCACGGGGGUCACAAAGAUAUAGUGGAAGUGCUAUUUACUCAACCAAACAUUGAACUGAACCAACAGAACAAGUUGGGAGACACAGCUUUGCAUGCUGCUGCCUGGAAGGGUUAUGCAGAUAUUGUCCAGUUGCUUCUGGCAAAAGGUGCUAGAACAGACUUAAGAAACAAUGAGAAGAAGCUGGCCCUGGACAUGGCUACUAAUGCUGCCUGUGCGUCUCUCCUGAAAAAGAAACAGGGAACAGAUGCAGUCCGAACAUUAAGCAAUGCCGAGGACUAUCUUGAUGAUGAAGACUCAGAUUAAUUCCUUUCCAGAGCUUUGAGAUCUAAAACUUGUGUUGCUUUUGCCAUUUCAAAACCUUGUCUUUGCCAGAAGAGUGUUGGUAACUGUAAAAAAAGAAAAAAAAAAAGUCUAUAUGAACGUGGCAGUAUUGCACUGUUUGAAUAAAACAUGUAAAUGAAUAGGUCUCACCUUCAGUUUGCCAAUAAGUGACUGGAUAUUUUGUGUAUAAAGUACAUUUUUGUUCACCAGAGUAGAACAAGAAGAGAUUAUUUCUAUUUAUCAAGCUUAAAAGAAUUUUAAGAAAUUUUUUCUUUAAAAAAAUUGGGAUUUUUUUUUUUUAAAGUUCUUUACCUCAAGGAUUGAGAUAGUUUGAAUGGAUUUUUCAAGGGGGGAAUGCUUAUUAUAAUAAUAAACUGAAAGACUUAAUAGAAAAUCGUCAGCUAUUCUGACAAAAAUAAACAUUUUAAGAGACUUUAUUUCCUUUGUUUUGUGGUAUCACUCUUUGCUGGUAAAUAAAUAAAGCUUUUUAUAUUUAUAUUUA
Messenger RNA from Aethalodelphis obliquidens (Pacific white-sided dolphin), 1609 nucleotides. It is a transcript of the gene OSTF1, whose product is annotated as osteoclast stimulating factor 1. The coding region runs from base 445 to 1089 and encodes 214 amino acids. Gene Ontology annotation, molecular function: protein binding. The transcript is spliced from 10 exons. NCBI's taxonomy places the organism in Eukaryota, Metazoa, Chordata, Mammalia, Artiodactyla, Delphinidae. The record is from RefSeq and is a predicted model, not a curated record. Gene Ontology annotation, biological process: signal transduction.